Molecule: messenger RNA, 2425 nt
Organism: Penaeus vannamei (Pacific white shrimp)
Lineage: Eukaryota; Metazoa; Arthropoda; Malacostraca; Decapoda; Penaeidae
Source: RefSeq, a predicted model, not a curated record
ACUAAUGUUAAGCAGUUUAACAGGAAAACUGUUAAAGGAAACACCUCCCAUGUUCUCUCCUACAACUACUGUCACUACCACUGGGUCACUUGCUACAGUCAUCACCACAUCACCAAAUGCAUCUGAUGUGCAGGCCAGAAAGAUCGUGGGCAGCACCAUAGUCACACCGUAGGCUGGAACAACGUGGUCGGCGUCUACCAAGUCCCGUCCAAUGCUCCACACUCUCACUACCACCGCCACCACCUCUACCACCAAACUCACAUCAGAUACUUCCAAGGGCCUGGCAAUUAGUGCAUCCCUGAGCAGCAUCAUGGGGCUGGGAGCACCUACUGCUACAGGCACACAGGCAAAUGGGAAGAGCGGCGUCAUCAGUGUGAAUGGCAACAAGCUGUCCACACCCAUCACUACAUCCAUCCUGCUGUCCACAAGUGAGGUGGUCACUGACAGCCAGGCUGCCUUGAGAGGAAGUGCUGUGAGCCCACGUGGUGGUGGUGCAGGAGUCAGGGUGUACUCAGGCAGCCCUAAGACAUCAGCUGCCUCUUUCCUGUUGACUAAUGUGACUUCUGCUUCUAAUGUGAGGAUGGCAAGUCCUUCCAUGGUCAUCACCAAUACCUUGGGUGUUCCUCCUGGAGGCUGUGCCACGAGUGCCUCCACAGAGCCCCUCUCCCUUAGUAUGGGCUCAGUUGUAGUGAGUGCAGGAGGUGUGAGCAAUAAUGGGGGAGGCAUGGUGGGUGGAAGUGGUAGGGGAAGGGUCAUCCUGACCUCCAGUCCUCGUCUUGUGCGCCCACUCAUGGCCUCCCCCGGCAGCCGCCCCAUUGGCAGCACCCGCAUGCUGAAUGCUCCCACUGCCUCUCGCCCCACAGUCAUGCUGGUCACCACGGCCACACCUGGAGCUGCAGUAUCCCCCUCCAGUGCAACCCCAGGCACCCUCACCACCAUGGCCCUUACACCUGCCACCAAUGUCACAUCUCCUACACUCAUGGCUUCAAGCACCCCCAUGACAUCCUCUACCAUUCUGGCAGCUGUCUCUAAGUCACCUACCAACUCAGCUGUUCUGGCACAGUCAAAGUCAAGUCCCCUCACACUUGCCACAUCCACAUCACUGCUGCCCAAGAAUAUAACCACACAGUCAGCUGUGUCCCCAAAGGGUCUAGCCACUGCCCCUGUCACAACCACAAGGCCCUCUGUGGUGCCAGCAGGUGAGUUAGCUCUACUAGUGGCAGCAUCAGAGAUGAGUGAGCGGGCCAGGAACCCUGGGUCACCGACCGCCAUGGCCACCGAAGCCAGCAUUCACAUCAUCAGCUCAGUAGACUCUUCUGGGGCUCAGCCAGAAGUCACAGUCAGCCCUUCAGCAGCCACAUCGCAAUCCUCACCAUCAGCAUCAACACCUGUGGGAGACAAAAACUGCAGCAACACUGCCAGCAAAGCAAAUGACACAAAGAAAACUGCAGUGACCAGUAGCCAACAGCAGGUACCAUCAACAUCCCAAGCCAGCAAUCAAUGUAUUCCUGGCACUGCCACUACAACCACCACUACCCCUACAACCACUACAGUUGCUCGUACCACUGAGUCUUCGAGCAGUAGUAGCACCUCCUCUAAAACAACACAACAGCAGCAGCAGCAGCAAGGCAUUGUGACUAGGACAUUUACCCUAAGUGGAGGAAUCAGCCUAAGGUCGAGGCGGAGCAGCGGACCUCUGGUGGUGGAGCUAGACAGUGGACGUCAGAGCAAGUCAUCGGGCAGUGGGUCCUCAUCAUCCUCUAAGGCGUCUGCUCUUCGCAAAGGCCGAGGAAGGGGACGUGGUCGCCCAAGGUCACACAUGUAAACAGAUGGAAUGUAUGAUCUGUGAGUUUGUGAGAGAGGAUUGAACUUCCCUCACAGUGUGAAUGUGCAUCUCCCUUGACAAAAAAAAAAUUGAAUGUUUUUAGAUGAAUAUUUAAAUGGAUAUAAUAUGAUAUUAGAAUAAAAUCAGCAAGCUCUAUAGCUAAUUCGUUGCCAAUAGUCCAGAAAGAAAAUGUAUGUAAUACAUUCUAGGGAAGGCAGUACAUUGUUUAUGUAUGUGUGCAUCUGUCUGUCUAUAUUUUUCCUGUAAAGUGCAUUUUAAGGAAAGAUGUGGAAAUUUGACUUUGUGUAUUUAAAUACAGAAAACAACUAUAGGGUACAGUUUUGGCAUUCUUGUUCAGCCUUAACAAUAUUAUGUCUGUGUUAAUUAUGUAUGGAUUAUAUCAUCAUCUGUGUUAGUUGUACAGCAUGACAUUAUGCAAAGUUUUAUAUUAAUUAAAUGUAAUUGUGCCAACAAGGUUGGUGUCACAGUUGUAUUAUAACUUGUAAGUGCAAAUAUAACAUUUGUUUCGAAAAUGAACAAAUAUAUUGUUAUAUAGUUACUUUCUGUGUAACUUGUGUUCAUAAAAUGUUUAAGUUAUAA